Messenger RNA from Gloeophyllum trabeum ATCC 11539, 4243 nucleotides. RefSeq lists its product as uncharacterized. NCBI's taxonomy places the organism in Eukaryota, Fungi, Basidiomycota, Agaricomycetes, Gloeophyllales, Gloeophyllaceae. The record is from RefSeq and is a predicted model, not a curated record. Bases 64 to 4092 code for a protein of 1342 amino acids. The transcript has 17 exons.
CUUGUCCGCCAAAGUCGUGGCGACCCCCCUGAAAGAAUCCCCUUGGAACAAGCUUGAAGUAUAAUGUCUCGCCGGAGUUACGCUGGGAGUCUUGCUGAAGGAUACGGACAUGAAAGACGCAUAUCAAAGCAUCGGGUGACAGAUGAGGAUCUACUGGAUUAUACUCUUCGUGUAGCUCUCCUAGCCUACUUAAUUCAGCCGAAGGCGGUAGAAGCGUCAAGUAAUGCAGAUACACGAGAGGCGAAGGAUAGGGACUAUUCGUCUCGGUUGUCUGGCGCGCUAUCGAGUUCCAUCUUCUCGAUCGGCGACUUGUUCAAGGAUAUGCGAGAUGGCCCUAAGAGUGUGAAGUUUCCCGAGAGGCUGCUGAAGGUGUUGGAGCAGCGGCUGCAGGACAUUGCAAUGGGAAAGGAUGCGGCUUAUUCAGACCAGUUGGUUCGGCGGACUAUGGCCGUCUUCUACGGUCAGUUCAAGGUCGAUACGUUCCGCAGGCAGAUGAAGGAGAAUCGCAAGAUCGAAGAGCUUAUCCUCAUGUUUGCAACUAACGCGACUAACAUUCUCAAGAAGGAGCCUACUCUCGCGAAUGAUGGCUGGAAACUGGAGCUGAAUAACCAGAUUGCGCUUUUCGUUCGGCUGUUGCGCGAAUGCCUGCGGAAUAUCAGCCAUGUCUCCCCCGAGCUAAUAUCACGCCUGGAUAUGUACACGGCGAAGCUCGCACCCUCUCAAACUUCCAGCGAUUCUGGUUAUGACUCUGCUUCCGCGACCUCAAGAGACCGGGAUUCUCUUCAAUCUCCUACAGUCAGCGGUCACGUGGGCGAUAUGGCUCUGGUGCGGACUGUUGCAGCCUUAUUCAAGAUUCCAGAGUCGGCCCUACAGCAGGAAAUCGACAAGCUGCGACAGUUCUGCACAGAGAAGGCAGCCCUGACGGAUCUGAAGACCUGUCUCAAGAAUAUCAAUGCCGGGGCACCAUUCCCCGGUCGUCGAGAAGACUUCGACAGCGAAGCCGCAUGGCAAUAUUGGCGUCACCUCGAAACUUCCCACCUCUCACAAUUGAUGGUAGUAAUGGUCCAAUUCAACCCAGAACUAGCUAAGUCGACGCCUGCCGAUGCCCUUCCGUCUACUGCAGGCGCAAGGCCCGGGUCUAUCUAUUCUGUGCGUGCUGUGGAGCCGUCCGGGGUCAGCUCACGACAUGGAUCGAUCAGCAGUCGACGUUCCGUCAUUGGCCGAUCCGACGGUAUUUUCGAGGAGCUCGAAGGGGAUGAUGAAGUCCAGGUUGGACACAAUUUCACUUACAUCCCCCCGAACCCGAAGAAAUACUACAAGCGUUUAUUGGAAUAUUGUAUCGGAGCUGACCUGGAGGCAAUGCUCAGCGACGAUGUGAAAGACGACGAUGAAGUGUCCCUCGGAAUCCUUACAGCCCCCCACAUUGAACUGCUUAAUGAGUGCGCUUUGCGGUGGCGCAUUGGACAACCGUAUCGCGCUGCCUGUUUCUUGGAUGUUGUGCGGUCACUGUAUGAACGUAAUGACGUGCCUCUCGAGUGUAUACCAGAGGCAUUACAGACGAUAAGCAAAGUCAUGCAGGAAAUCGACCUCGAUAAAUGGCCAACAGCAGACGUCGAUUACCUUGCUUCAGUCUACAGCAGUCUCUUUGGCGUCUUCAUAUCCAACCUAUAUCACGCUAUGGAUGCAAUACCGAAUCUGAAGCCCUCUGAUAUAUCCUCGUAUCUGUCGAUAUUGGAGCACGUGCAUGGAAGCGGCCUUCUCGAACGGUUUGAGAAUGACGUGUCGGCGCGCUUUGCGGAUGUCCAGGAGCGUGUGCGGCAGGUCUCUGCGUACUCGUAUGAUGAGAAGAUGAAGGAGCUUGAGGCUCAGCCUGGUGUUAAUCGUGCGCUCCCGCUUUUACUCAUGACAGAUGAGAUAGAGAAGACGGCCAAGACUCUGGAUAAACGAUUCCCAGAACCAAUUCUCGGACAAGUGGACAUCGUAUCCUUGGUAGUGGAAGUCCAAAUUCCUCUCUUCCUGGAAGAUUUGGAAAAAUCCCGGAAACGUUUAUUUGAGGAUUCCAUGAACGGGCCAACGCCCGACGUUCCAAUUGAGGAUAUCUUUGCCCUUUAUCGGCGCACGAAAACACUGCUCGGCAUGUACAAGGCAUUCUGUCCUAACGCGCAGACUGAGUUCGAUCUAGGCGGCUUCUUCGAACCGUACGUCCGACAAUGGUUGGUGAAUACGGACAGUAAGACAGCACAAUGGGUGCAGAACGCAAUUGCAGCGGACAAGUUCCAAGCAGAGGAUGCAUCAGGUCACAGUUCAUCCAUCGUCGAUCUCUUCGACUCCCUACGCAGUCCUAUACAAUUCCUCCAAGACCUGGAAUGGUCAGAUGAAUAUCAGGAAGCACGGUUUGCUACUAGUCUGGCCAAGACUAUCAGCAAAGCUGUAGAGCAGUACUGCCGAAGCGUGGAGGAAUUGUUCAUGGCCGAGAUGUUCCCCCGCCCAGCCGACUUCUUACAACCCCAAAAGUCAUCUGCAUGGCUCGAGAAAGCGAAGCAGUUGGCACAAGGCGAGAAGAAAGUGGAACCCUUCAAUUUCCAGCCCGAGUCCUGCGUGAAGCUCAAUAACGUGGAGGCCGCUCGCAAGUUAUUGGACAACAUGUAUAACCAGCUCCAGGCGGACAAGAUGGCUGAGAUCUUGGAAUCGGCACCUCCGGUACCAGAGAAGCAGGAACGUCCGCGGUUCCUAUUCAGCGUCAAGAUCGCUAUCGCAGAAGGACUCGUACCUCUGGAUAGCAGUCCUUCCUCGAAGCUUGACACGUUCGUGACGCUCAGUGACGAAGCCGGGAAUCGACUGGCGAAGACACGGACUAUCUACGAGAGCUUAAAUCCACGAUGGGACGAGACAUUCGAUAUCUCUGUGGAUAAACCGUUGUGGUUGAUGAUCAGCGUGCGGGAUCGUGCGCUUGUAGGAAAGCAUGACACCGUCGGGAGAGCUUACAUCUGCCUGGACCCUAGGCGCUUUGGGGACUUUUUAACCCACGAUCUUUGGCUGGACUUGGACAGUCAAGGUCGCAUCUUGCUCCGUAUCAGCAUGGAGGGUGAGAAGGAUGACAUUCUGUUCUACUUUGGUCGUGCAUUCCGGUCGCUGAAGCGAGCGGAGGGCGACAUGGUCCGCAUAUUUAUCGACAAGAUGGCUCCUUUUAUCGAGCAAUGCCUGUCAAGGACGACUUUAAAGACACUGCUCAAAUCAGGGUCGUACAGUCUGGACUACAACAAGGCCCUUGGCAACGUUACGGCGUUGUACAGGUCGGCUCUCGGUGCCUCGUCCAGUGAGGUCCAGAUACCGUUGCCAGACGGAGAAAAGCCCCGCGUUAGGCCUGAUCAGUUGACCGAUGUGGAGCUGGAGCAAGCCCUGUCUCCGCUGUUCGAUUACUUCGAUGCGAACUUGCAGACAUUCAAUACCUAUCUCAGUGAUGACGCGAAGCAGAUGGUCAUGACACGCGUCUGGAAGGAGAUUCUCAACGUCGUCGAGGGGCUGCUUAUUCCUCCGUUGUCGGAUGUGCCGAGUGAGAUGAAGCCUCUGAGUGAUAAGGAGGUGGAUGUCGUCUUCAAGUGGUUGAAGUUCCUACGGGAUUACUUCUAUGCUGGUGGAGAAGGCCCUGUACCUAUGGAGUCGCUCCAGAAUCAGAAGUAUCGCGACAUUCUGUCCAUUCGACUCUAUUAUGACUGGCACACUGACGCGCUGAUGGAGGAAUGCGUGCGGAUGAUGCAACAAAGUUUGAAGGCUUCGCCCUCGGUGAAGAAGCGCGCAAAGAGUGUAUAUUCCCAACGCAACCUCGGUACGAUCAAGGACAGGAAGAGGGAAAAGCAACAAGAGAAAGAGGUCACCAACGGGGAGACUAUCUUGCGAAUCCUUCGGAUGAGGCCCGGAACGCACGACUUUAUCUCCCAGCAACUGCAGAUCAUGACGCAGAUGCAAGCAGAGCAGGAGAAACGCUCGCAAGAAACUCAGCAACGCAAGGUGCAACGCCCGCGGCAGAUGGGCAACGCCAGCGUCAGCAGCCUGCAGAUACCGCCUGUACCAGCCAUUCCACCGAAGUCAUGAACCCUGUCCUACCUCGGAUACCUUAGGAUUGGAGAUCGGUUCGCCCUGUUUAUAUCGCCAUAUCAGUAUACCUUCAUACCUGCUUCGGAUUUGGUUUCCCAUUUACCGCAUAUGUACUGAGAUUCGGAAUCAGCAUCUUUUGGACUUCUUC